ACCACAGCUGCCCCAACAACUACCACUACUGCCCCAACAACUACCACAGCUUCCCCAACAACAACCACAGCUUCCCCAACAACUACCACCACAGGACCAACAACUACCACAGCUGCCCCAACAACUACCCCAACAACAACCACCACUGGACCAACAUCUACCACAGCUGCCCCAACAACUACCACUGCUGGACCAACAACUACCACCACUGGACUAACAACUACCACAGCUGCCCCAACAACUACCACUACUGCCCCAACAACUACCACAGCUGCCCCAACAACUACCACUGAUGGACCAACAACUACCACCACUGGACUAACAACUACCACAGCUGCCCCAACAACUACCACUACUGCCCCAACAACUACCACAGCUGCCCCAAAAACUACCACUGAUGGACCAACAACUACCACCGCUGGACCAACAACUACCACCACUGGACCAAGAACCACCACCACUGGACAAACAACUACCACAGCUGGACAAACAACUACCACAGCUGGACCAACGACUACCACAGCUGCCCCAACUACUACCACAGCUGCCCCAACAACUACCACCGCAGGACCAACAACUACCACAGCUGCCCCAACAACUACCACAGCUAGACCAACGACUACCACAGCUGGACCAACAACUACCACAGCUGCCCCAACUACUACCACCGCUGGACCAACAACUACCACAGCUGGACCAACUACUACCACAGCUGCCUCAACAACUACAACUACCACAGCUAGACCAACGACUACCACAGCUGCCCCAACUACUACCACAAUUGCCCCAACAACUACCACAGCUGCCCCAACAACUACCACAGCUGCCCCAACAACUACCACAGCUGCCCCAACAACUACCACUGCUGGACCAACAACUAGCACCACUGGACUAACAACUACCACAGCUGCCCCAACAACUACCUCUACUGCCCCAACAACAACCACAGCUUCCCCAACAACAACCACAGCUUCCCCAACAACUACCACCACAGGACCAACAACUACCACAGCUGCCCCAACAACUACCCCAACAGCAACCACCACUGGACCAACAUCUACCACAGCUGCCCCAACAACUACCACUGCUGGACCAACAACUACCACCACUGGACUAACAACUACCACAGCUGCCCCAACAACUACCACUACUGCCCCAACAACUACCACAGCUGCCCCAACAACUACCACUGAUGGACCAACAACUACCACCACUGGACUAACAACUACCACAGCUGCCCCAACAACUACCACUACUGCCCCAACAACUACCACAGCUGCCCCAAAAACUACCACUGAUGGACCAACAACUACCACCGCUGGACCAACAACUACCACCACUGGACCAAGAACCACCACCACUGGACUAACAACUACCACAGCUGGACAAACAACUACCACAGCUGGACCAACGACUACCACAGCUGCCCCAACUACUACCACAGCUGCCCCAACAACUACCACCGCAGGACCAACAACUACCACAGCUGGACAAACAUCUACCACAGCUGGUCCAACAACUACCACAGCUGGACCAACAACUACCACAGCUGCCCCAACUACUACCACCGCUGGACCAACAACUACCACAGCUGGACCAACUACUACCACAGCUGCCUCAACAACUACCACUGAUGGACCAACAACUAACACCGCUGGACCAACAACUACCACCACUGGACCAACAACUACCACAGCUGGACCAACUACGACCACCGCGGCCCCAACAACUACCACAGCUGCCCCAACAACUACCACAGCUGCCCAAACAACUACCACAGCUGGACAAACUACUACCACAGCUGCCUCAACAACUACCACAGCUGGACCAAGAACUACCACAGCUGCCUCAACUACUACCAGCGCUGGACCAACAACUACCACAGCUAGACCAACUACUACCACAGCUGCCUCAACAACUACCACUGAUGGACCAACAACUACCACCGCUGGACCAACAACUACCACCACUGGACCAACAACUACCACAGCUGGACCAACAACUACCACCGCUGGACUAACAACAACCACAGCUGCCCCAACAACUACCACAGCUGGACCAACAACUACCACCGCUGGACUAACAACAACCACAGCUGCGCCAACAACUACCACAGCUGGACCAACGACUACCACAGCUGCCCCAACUACUACCACAGCUGCCCCAACAACUACCACCGCUGGAGUAACAACAACCACAGCUACCCCAACAACUACCACAGCUGGACCAACGACUACCACAGCUACCCCAACUACUACCACAAUUGCCCUAACAACUACCACAGCUGCCCCAACAACUCCCAAUAGCUACCGCUGCUGGAUCAACAACUACCACAGCUGGACCAACAACUACCGAAGCUUCCCCAACAACUACCGAAGCUUCCCCAACAACUGCCACAGCUGGACCAACAACAACCACAGCUGCCCAAACUACCACUACAACGGGACCAACAACAACCACAGCUGGACGAACAACCACAACAUCUGGCCCAACUACCGCAACAUCAAGCCCCACAACAAACACAGCUGCCCCAACAACUACCACCGCUGCCCCAGCAACUACCACCACUGGACCGACAACUACCACUGA
This is a messenger RNA of Gadus morhua (Atlantic cod), 2589 nucleotides long. Its product is annotated as mucin-5AC-like. The annotation marks the transcript as partial. The transcript is spliced from 3 exons. The record is from RefSeq and is a predicted model, not a curated record. NCBI's taxonomy places the organism in Eukaryota, Metazoa, Chordata, Actinopteri, Gadiformes, Gadidae.